Messenger RNA from Dreissena polymorpha, 4291 nucleotides. RefSeq lists its product as uncharacterized. The transcript is spliced from 4 exons. Bases 251 to 589 code for a protein of 112 amino acids. The record is from RefSeq and is a predicted model, not a curated record. NCBI's taxonomy places the organism in Eukaryota, Metazoa, Mollusca, Bivalvia, Myida, Dreissenidae.
UUAAGCAAUAUACAUCAGUGGAAAUCAAUAAAUAUGAUGUUUAUGAAUAUAAAUUUAUUUAGAUAAUAAGCAUUUUAAUUUAAUAAGGAGUGUUUGUUUACAUUACACCAUGUAAUACGGAAUGGCCAAUGGGAGGAGUAACGGCCUAGUAAUAUGUUGACUAUGCUUUGAUUUAUUGUUUGAUUUAAUCACUCUGCCAUUCUUUUACUUACCAGGUUGAGGGUCGCCCAAAACCACCCGGUGCCUUGCAAUGAAAACCUCCAACGGGACUGUGACCUUGCCCUUGUACACACCUAAUGGUCAGGACAUCCGAGACUGCAGUGACGAAAUGAGUGUCCUCACUUCAGCAGUGGAGGCCAAUACACAAUACGAGAGUUUCCAGCGGCUUACCUUAUCUAAAAACCUGGGUAGCAGAGCAAUGAGUAUGUCCCAGGAGCAUUUGCAGUCAUCUUCUCCAGAUUAUGAGAUUCCCAUGCUCCACAACCCUCAGUCUAUGAACAUCAUGCAGAGCGAACCUUGGACGUCCCUUGACAAAAUCAAACCAGCAAAUCAGAAGGACAGCCUGUUGCUACCGUUGUUAUCAUAUUAACCCCAUAACGAAGAAGCUCAGAGAUAUAAAUGCUGUUUAAUAUGUGCUAGUCUCAACAUACCCCGUGUCUGGUAUGAACAUGUACAAUUGAAGGUCUCUACAUACCCCAUGUCUGGUGUGAACAUGUACAAUUGAAGGUCUCUACAUACCCCAUGUCUGGUGUGAACAUGUACAAUUGAAGGUCUCUACAUACCCCAUGUCGGGUGUGAACAUGUACAAUUGAAGGUCUCUGCAUACCCCAUGUCGGGUGUGAACAUGUACAAUUAAAGGUCUCUGCAUACUCCAUGUCUGGUGUGAACAUGUACAACUGAAGGUCUCUACAUACCCCAUGUCUGGUGUGAACAUGUACAACUGAAGAUCUCUACAUACCCCAUGGUUGGUGUGAACAUGUACAAUUGAAUGUCUCUCUAUAUACCUCAUGUCUGGUGUGAACAUGUACAAUUGAAAGUAUCUACAUACCCCGUGUCCGGUGUGAACAUGUACAAUUGAAGGUCUCAUCUUUGAAAUAGGGACAGGUGGAAAAUUAAUGAAUUGAUGCAGACAGAAGUCGCAUAAUGACAAAUCACAACAAAAAGUGGAAAUCCAGACAGUCUUGUGGCCAGCCAUGUUUUUAUGUGACCAUCCAAGUUGGGUUCAAAGAAAACAAUAGUUCGUGUUUUAUUGGAACUAUGAUGCUGAUAGUCAUUUUAUGUAAAAGGCUUUUAUGAACUAUAUUUAAAUACUCAGUAUAAUAAGAUUAAGAUUACUUGAUAAAAGCAAUAAUGAGCAAUAUAAUUUUAAGAGCAAAAUUAGCAAGUCUAUCCAAUUACAUUGUCUGUAUUAUGAAAUUGUAUUUUGGAAAUGUUAAGGAAAAUAUAAUGUUUCUAAAUAUAUGUCUAUGAAUAUUGAUUUUAACAUUGUCAAAGCUGUUUAAAUGAUGCUGGUACCUUUGACAAAAUUGAAAGAAAAUGUAUUCUUUUCAUGUAAUGAGACAUGCUUCAGGUUUUUUUUUGACUUAACAUGUAAUAUAGAGGUGGUAGUUACACACAUUGUUUAGACAGGUGGAUAAUUUUAAUGCUAAGGCUUUGAUACUCUUAAGUGUGCCCAUUGGUGUCAGGUGUUUUUGUCAAGCAUCUUGUUUAUUAUCUUAGUAUUUCAAGACAAUAUUGAUUAAUUUUAGACAAAAUCAUUUAAUCUUCCUUAAAUUGUCUAUUCUGUAUUUACAACCAGUUAUUUAUUAAUUUGCUUGAACAUGAUUUAAGAAUGACUUUUUGUUGCUUAAAAUGCUUUAUAUGUUUUAAAACUGAGCAUUUAAAAACGAAAAUAUAAGAUGUGGGAAUAAUGUCUAAAGUUAUGAUAAUUAUUUUUUGUUUUUGUAAAGUUAAUUAUGCUUUAUAUGUUUGUGUAUAGACAUUUAGACGACCAGAUUAACCUGACCAAGAAUCCUUGAUUAAUGUAUAUAUCGGUCACUUCAUUUGUCAUUUGUAUAUAGAGCGAUUGCGAAAUGGUUGUAUUGUUAAUGAAAAUCAUGCGUUUAUUGUUGCCAUUUUGAUUUUCGCUGUUAACAUGUAUUUAUACAAACAAUUUUCAUCAUGUACAUCUUUUAGAUGCCAGAUAAUAAAAACAAACAUUGCUUGUGGAGAUGCUCAUUUAAAACUUUCUUAAUGAUACAGAACAACACAUUCUGAAGUGGCUAAUAAAUUAUGCUUUAGGCAAAAGGAACAUCUUGUUACUAGUAUAUGUACUGCUUUUCAUUAGAUAAAGUCAAGCAACUAUUGAAAGAUUGGUUUAACUUUGUUUUGCAUUAUCUUAAGAAAAAUUAAUAUAUUCUACUUGGAAAUCAGUCAAUUGCAAAUCAAGCGAGAGUGAUUUAACAUGCUAACACUUGUCAAUAAUUGAAUUGUCUUUUUUUUGUACGUAAGAUAUAGGGAUGUUGUUGCUUGAAAAACAAAGUUGUAUCCGUUGUUAGAUAAUGCUUUUGUUCAUCUCUCAACAUAACAAGUACAUUCAUUUGUUCAUCUCUCAACAUAACAAGUACAUUCAUUUGUUCAUCUCUCAACAUAACAAGUACAUUCAUACAGUUAUUAAAAAUAUGACACUCUUAAUUCUCAGCCAUCAGUUUGUAUUGGGAUGUUGUGGAAUACUUACUAAACUAAUAUACGUCUGUUUAAUGAAUGAAUAGCUAUGGUACAAUAUGAUACUCAGUGUUACAAAACAUGUGUAAUAAAAAUAUAAUGUCAUUUAUUUGAAAUCAUAAAAUUUAGUUGUCCAUACAAUGCUUACAGUUUUGCAAUUGCGAUGAUAAAGGAAAUGUUCUGCUCAAAAUGUCUUUUUAAGACAUGUGAACAUUUUAGCAAUCAUAUUGUACUUGUAUUUAUAUUAUACAUUAUAAGAAUUUACUUACAGCUGAUGAUAAUGGCAGUUUACUAUUUGUGUUACAGUUUGUUCCACUCGACCAUUAGACCAUAUUUCCUUAAAAAUGUGAUUGUUUAUAUUGAACUUUAAUUGAAUGCAUGAAACAUGAUUGUUCUGUUAAUUAACAGCUGAAAAUAGCUUGAUGUUUGUAAAAUUGUAUGAAAUGUUUCAAAUAAAUCAUAUUGAUUACAUAGAAAAUAAGAUUACAUUUUGCGUUACUUUGAAUGCAUAAUAAACAAUUGUUACCAUACAAUCAUAUUAGUAUUGAUCUUAAUUAAUACUCUUGGAUGCAAUUUUUACAAUAAUGUGUUAAUAUUGUCAUCCAUUCCAAAUAAGCAUUGUGCAUUCGUAAAUAUAGUGUGUUUAUAAACUUCUUAGAUGCCUUUUUUAAAUUGCUUGUGUACGUCAUAUUGAUUAAAGACUCUUAUGUAUUGCAUAUUUGUGUGUGCCUAUGUCUUACUUAUCUCUUCAUAGUCCUUAAAUUACUGCAAAUAGUAUUUUAAUAAUGUUAAAAUAUUUAUCUAAACUAUAGCCAGGUUAUCUGUUAAUUUAGGUUUCAUACAUUGUAUUGUCUAGCUAAUUAAAUUGAAGUGUCUAUAUUCUCGCCAACAUGCAUUGUCGGUGUCUGGUUUAGACAAAGCACAUUACACAACUCCUGUUGUUUUUCUCCAUCAUUAAUAACCAAUGUUUAUUCUGUAGAGGUUGCAUUAUACUAAAUAUUUCAGUUGUGCAAUGCUUUGCUCUCUUAAUAAAUCAGCAUUAUUUAUUGAUUUUGUAUAUGGGCACUUCCCAUGACUUUAUUCGUGAAUAUUUCUUUGAAUAUGCGGUAGGGAAAACAUUGUUUGCUUGAAGGUUUAGAAACUUAAUGUUGACAUCUUGAAAGAUGGCAGUAAACAUUUAACUGCAGAGUAGCUGUGAAAAGAUGUAUGUUAAACAUAUAAUAAACAAUGUAAGACAGAACUCCACGCCAGAUAUGUCAUGCAUUCGAUAUGCAUAAACUAUCUUUUUUAAUUAAUUUGGAUCGGAAUUAUCUUUUAGAAAUGGUAUGGUUAUGAGGGUCUCUAUGUUCAAAAUGUUGCAUUUAUUUUGUGUACAAGUUAUUGCUUAAACAUUGAAUUUGUUAUGGAAAUAAUAUAGUUUAUGUGCCUUUAAGAGAUAUACAUGUUUAUGUUAGUGAUGUGUUUUUGCUGAUCCAAGUCUGUUCCUGCACACUAUUUAAAGUAGAUAACUACAAGUUAUCUCAUUUAAAUGGGAAUAGUAUUGUACUGUGGAAAAGUGUUGCGAGUUCAAAUAAAAAUACUAUGAACC